CCAUCACUAGUUCUGACGUGACAAAGUUCUCCUCUCUCCUUGAAGGAAGGAAGGAAAGAAGGUUAUAAUGAUGCGGUCCUCCCUCCCCCUCCCCUUGAAUGGCGGACCUAGAGAUGUCUGCAAUACAAUAACGUUAACGCCUUUAUGAUCCUAAAAGUUUUCUGCUUUUCCUACUUGACAUCUGUGAUUUGAUUUGGAUUUGGAGAUUGAGAUUGAGAUUGAGGUUGAGAUGAGCGCCCCCAGGGACCUAGAAAAUCUGGAGCAGGUAUGCUCGCUGGAUAUACACCGAGUGCAGUCGAGUCGACUGCGGAAUGAGGGUCUGCCCGAGGAGGACGAGCUCCGAGUCGGCAUCGAGAGCAAGAUUGAGGUCGACGAGGCCGCGCGAAAGCAACGGGUCAUAUCAUUCUCGCCGGGAGAUCCGGAGAAUCCGCACAAUUGGUCUUCGGGGAAGAAAUGGUUCAUCACAGCUUCGGGAAUCCUCGCCGUGACGAAUAGCACCUUUGCGUCGUCGCUGCCGUCGGGGGCCCUGCCGUUUAUCCAGAAGGAUCUGGAUGUUGAGCGCGUGGAAGUCGCGGUGCUGACCAUCUCCGUCUUCCUGCUGGGUUAUUUCUUUGGACCGAUAUUGUUUGCGCCGUAUUCAGAGUGGGCCGGGAGGAGGACCGUCACGCUGGUCGCCUUUGGCUGGUUCGUCAUUGGCAGCAUUUGCUGCGCCGUUGCCCCGAAUAUCGAGGCACUGCUGGUGUUUAGGUUUCUCACUGGGAUGGGCGCCAGCGCGCCGAUGUCGGUGACAGGUGGCGUGCUGGCAGAUAUCUGGCACGAGCCGGAGCAGAGAGGGAGAACUAUGGCCGUAUUCUCGGCGGUUACGAUGAUAGGCCCCACCCUAUCCCCCGUCAUCGGCGGCUUCGUCUCCAACUCCCGACUGGGCUGGCGCAUGGUCUUCUGGAUAGAAGUGAUCGUCUCGGCUCUCUCGUUCAUCCCCUUAACCUUCUGUCCCGAGACAUUCGCACCGAUCCUGCUCCUGCGGAAAGCCCGCCGUCUCCGCUCGCAAGGCGCAACCGGCCUCAUCGCGCCCCUCGAGCUCGAAGACCGCUCCUUCAAAUCCUCGCUCAAAACCACGCUCUCGCGGCCGUUCCGCAUGUUCUUCUUCGAGGCGGUGGUCCUGCUAGUCUCGAUCUUCCUCAGCUUCGUCUACGGUGUAUUCUACCUAUUCUUUCAAUCCUACCCACUGAUCUACGAGGGGAUCUACCACUUCGGCCCUGGGAUCUCGGGGCUCCCGUUCAUCCCCGUCGGCGUGGGCGGGGGGCUCGCCUACUUCGCGGUACUGAUCUGGGACGCGCACCUGCGCAAGCUGACGGCGCGGGGGGAGACGUUCUCGGCGGAGUACCGCCGGCUGCCGCUCGCGUGCAUCGCGGGACCGAUCUACGUAAUCUCGAUGUUCUGGCAGGCGUGGACAGUGCGCGCCGACAUCCACUACCUCGUGCCGAUUGCUGCGGGCGUCCCGUUCGGCUUCGCCUUCGCUCUAUUGUUCAUCGCCCUGCUCAACUACAUCACCGACUUCUACGAGAUAUAUGCGGCUAGUGCACUCGCUGCUGCUAGCAUGUGUCGAUCACUAUUUGGUGCCGCGUUUCCCCUGUUCGCGAAACAUAUGUAUAAGGGAAUGGGAAUCAAUUGGGCCUCUAGCUUUUUGGGAAUGGUCGCCGCACUCCUGACAAUUUGUCCGUUUCUGUUUAUCAAAUAUGGUGAUGCGGUGCGCCGACGAUCGCGGUUCCACAGGUUUCUGCAGGAGCGGAAGGAGAUGUUUGAGCUCCGGGAAAAAGAGGAGGGGGAGGAGGCGAGUACCGCUACUUCUAGGACUGAGCAUGAGGGUGCCGAGGAGAUAAAGGAUGAUAUCGAGAAGGAGGGGAAGUAAGAGGGGAGACGAAGUGGGUAUGAGGGUUUUUCAUUGAGGUGGAGUGGAGUGGGUUUUGGCAUUGCAUUGGGAAAAUGGAUUAUGGUAUUAGAAUAGUAGCUCGGGGAGAGUAAUGGUCAUGUAGUCGUGUAUAAAAGCAUUGGGGGAGUGGAUAUAAACGGAAUAAUGAAUUUGG
Molecule: messenger RNA, 2084 nt
Organism: Tricharina praecox
Lineage: Eukaryota; Fungi; Ascomycota; Pezizomycetes; Pezizales; Pyronemataceae
Product: major facilitator superfamily domain-containing protein
Exons: 4
Coding region: 230-1909 (559 amino acids)
Biological process (GO): transmembrane transport
Molecular function (GO): transmembrane transporter activity
Source: RefSeq, a predicted model, not a curated record